Messenger RNA from Metarhizium brunneum ARSEF 3297, 2106 nucleotides. It is a transcript of the gene PRM1, whose product is annotated as Plasma membrane fusion protein PRM1. NCBI's taxonomy places the organism in Eukaryota, Fungi, Ascomycota, Sordariomycetes, Hypocreales, Clavicipitaceae. Gene Ontology annotation, cellular component: mating projection tip. The record is from RefSeq and is a predicted model, not a curated record.
AUGCCCUCCUCCUGGAACCAGAGUUCCGCAGUCAACUAUCCAGACGUGCCAGGCUCUCUUCAUGCCCACCCCAUCGAAUCGUCAGAAACACCAAAAAGGGCCCAGCGUACAACAAAAUCUACAACACCUUAUUUGGGCCUAAGUUCUCGGCUCUCCCAAGUAUGGAUCAAUCGAUGGACAAUUCUCUUACUCUUGGUUCUGGUCCGGAUCAUUCUCUUGCUUGCUCAACUGAAUGACAAUGUCGACGAUGCAAAGGCCAAAGCGCUGGCUGCUUGCACCAAGGUGGAAGACGUAGGGAGUGCGAUGGCAUCCAUGCCGCAUUACCUCUCUGCCGGCGUGAAUCAUCUUGCCGCGUCUAGCAUUUCGAAGGCUGUGCAUGCUAUGGUCAAAGUGCUGGAUUUGAUAAUACAAGGCGUCGAAGCAAUCAUAGUAUGGUACAUCAACUUUCUCACUGCGACAUAUGUCUGUCUCAUCACGGCUCUGGUUCAUGCUAGCUUGGACGUGGUUGCGUCUGUUACAAAAGAUGCCACAGCAGCCUUCAACACGGUUAUCGACGGAGCUACAGGAGAAAUUCAAGAAAUAGCCGGCGGAUUACAAAAAGCAGUCGGCAAAAUCAAGGAUGGUAUUCAGAAUAGCAUUUUCAGCAAGUUCAACAUCGACCUGCCGUCUAUUGACUUUACCAAGCCAGUCGAGAAAUUAAAAGGGUUCAAUCUAAACUCAUCACAGUUCGUCACAGAUGUGCAGAAACUGAAUAAGGACUUGCCAGAUUUCGAGGGUGUACAGAAUUUAACGAAACAGGCAAUCUCUAUCCCUUUUAACUUUGUUCGAGAGGCACUGAACAAUAGCCUCGGUAAUUACAAGUUCAACGAGACCAUAUUCCCCUUGGCGAAGAAGGAGCAGCUCAAAUUUUGUUCCAACAACGAAAAAUUGGAUGGGUUUUUCAAUAAGCUAUUUGACCUUAUUCAUAAGGCCAAGGUCAUCUUCGUCAUUAUCCUAUCCUCGCUUGCCGUCGCUGCCAUGGCGCCCAUGGCUUGGAUGGAGAUCAGGCGGUGGCGAAGACAAGAAAAGGCAGCCGGACAUAUAGAACAAAAAAGGCUUUACGAUACGUGGGAUCCCAUGGAGGCUUCCUACAUAGCAUCGAGACCAACCACGGCUCUUUUUGGCAUCAACAUAACGUCUAGAAUGAGUGGCAGACGCCAGGCUCUCGCUAGAUGGUGUCUUGCGUACGCCACGUCUGGACCCGCGAUCUUCGUGCUGUCACUCGCUAUCGCUGGUCUCUUCUCAUGCCUCUGUCAAUACGUCAUACUGAAAGCAGUCCAGAAGGAGGUUCCGGAGUUGACAAAGGAAGUUGGGGAAUUUGCAGACGAGGUUGUGGCAAAAAUCAACAAUAUCUCAGCAAAUUGGGCGGCUGAUGCGAAUGGAGUUGUCAAAGGGCUCAAUGACGAUAUCAACAAUGACGUUCUAAAGUACGUGACGAAUGCCACUGGUGCUGUGAAUAACACGAUAAAUGUGUUCCUUGGUACCUUGAAUAAGGGUCUCGAGACGGUCUUCAACGGUACAAUUCUUCUCAAACCUAUUCAAUCGGUCUUGCAUUGUGUUAUCGGCAUAAAGCUUGAGAGCGUGCAAAAGGGAUUAACCUGGGUCCACGACCACGCCCACGUCGAUUUCCCAUUAUUUGACAACAACACCUUCAGCCUUGGUGCCCAGCAGAGUGUGUCUGGAGACUCGGGCCUUCAACAUUUCCUUGCCUCGCCGUCUUCGGCAACGACUGAUGAGGUAUCAGCGGCGGUCAACCGGGUCACCAACUGGCUCUUGAAGGGUAUUACCAAGGAGGCCUUAAUAUCUACCGGUGUUCUCCUUGUUUAUGUCAUAGUCGUGUUAAUCGGGUUGAUCCGAACUCUGGCUGGCAUGGCGUUUGGCGGCCGCGAUUCCGAAUCUGAUGACUUCCCGCACGCUGGGAAAACUAGUGGUCAAGAUGAAUCGCGGUCAGAACAACCAGGUUCACCUCGAUACUACGAUGGCCGGGGCGAGAAAAUGGAAGAGGUACAUUUAGAUGAUUAUCAGCAACACCCAUACAAGCCCUUUGACUCAAAACACCCGUACUGA